AUGGAGUCGUGCUGGAGAAGAGAGGUGAAUUAUUGCGUCAGUCAUCUGCAGACUUUUGCCUGCAUCUCAAUCUACUGGAGCCUUGCUGGUUGUGGUGGAAACGAUUGGAGGGGACGUGGCCCAAUUUUUUUCUGUACCCAAAUCUUGCCCAUGUGGGUUUUAGUUUGUGUCUUGAUGGAGUUCUUCCGUAGGCUAUUGCUCUGGUUUCACGAGUACCUACACAGUAGGAACCUUGCGAUUGCGGGCUCCACUUGUCGUCAACAAAAAGCGGCGGUUGAAAGGCAAAAACGCCAGAUGAGAUUGAUGCAACCAGUGCUGCCGCAGGAGGAGCUUGGUUGA
This is a messenger RNA of Pochonia chlamydosporia 170, 339 nucleotides long. RefSeq lists its product as hypothetical. The transcript has 2 exons. The record is from RefSeq and is a predicted model, not a curated record. The coding region runs from base 1 to 339 and encodes 112 amino acids. Lineage: Eukaryota; Fungi; Ascomycota; Sordariomycetes; Hypocreales; Clavicipitaceae.